Messenger RNA from Drosophila santomea, 1025 nucleotides. RefSeq lists its product as uncharacterized. The transcript has 4 exons. Lineage: Eukaryota; Metazoa; Arthropoda; Insecta; Diptera; Drosophilidae. The record is from RefSeq and is a predicted model, not a curated record. The coding region runs from base 257 to 931 and encodes 224 amino acids.
CUCAGAUCCAGUUUGUCAUAAGUUACAAGAAGACACCCAAUCAAACGGAAUGGCAGAGAAAUAUCGCUUAAUAAACAACGGUCGACAAUUAGGAACGCACUUGGCGCAUUUACUUACAGUCGCGGGCAAAAGAAUACGGUAAAAGUGUCUUCAACUCGAUGUGCAUCAAAAGAUCACUGGCCUGCAACGGUGGACCCCGUUUUGCCAGAAUUUCUGCGCCUUCCAACAGUUCUUCCUCAGCAUUGCGACAGAAAGGAUGCAUUAUUUUGUGGCCCAGUGCUUCAUAAUGGCAGUUCUUGCCGGGACUAGCCAGCAGGGUGAUGACUUCAGUACGCCCAGUGCCGCCUGGUUGGAGUAUCAGCGCGAGAGAUUCGGUAUGAGCAGUAAUCCACUGCUGCUCGGUCCCACCAAGGCACCAACAGCCCAAAAUGUAGUAGUGGUGACCCCUAAAGUGGAGACCACGUCCAGGAAACAUUCCUCCAGCUCAACCGAAAACGCAAGUCAGGAUUCCGAGGAGGAAGAGGAGACCACAGAGCCACCAUCCGAAGAUGAAGAACUAGGUGUGCCUAGCGUUCAAGGAUUUUUCAAGUUCCUAAAGAACAUGCAGAAGACUUGGAUCAAGAAGUCGACUCUGACUUUCGGAAAGAAAAUAAAGCUGUUGCAGAACCUGCGAGACAAUCUUUUAAAGCUAAUAGAGCAACAGUUUGCGGUUCUGUGGCAGCCACCAGAGCGAAAGAGGAGACGACGACGUGGUAUUUUGGAUGACUCGGAAAUAGACUUUCCGCCUGAGGCGGCAAUCAUGAGCAUCAACUUCUUGACAUUCGCCGUUUUCCUCAUCAAACUGGUCAUGCAAGUGGUUAAAAUUGUGAAAAGCAAACAUGUUUCAUUUUCUGGAUUUACCUUUGCUCCAGAAGCUGCAAGACGUCCAUAAAGUAUAAGCUUUGUUUAAGUAUGAUACGGAGCAAAGAUUUUUUUAUUUUUUAAAAUAAAAAACUAUUUUUCCUUAAGCAGGAAAAUACUGUAGU